Molecule: messenger RNA, 1323 nt
Organism: Histoplasma capsulatum G186AR
Lineage: Eukaryota; Fungi; Ascomycota; Eurotiomycetes; Onygenales; Ajellomycetaceae
Product: translation initiation factor eIF-2B subunit family protein
Exons: 1
Coding region: 1-1323 (440 amino acids)
Molecular function (GO): S-methyl-5-thioribose-1-phosphate isomerase activity
Source: RefSeq, a predicted model, not a curated record
AUGCCAGCCUCCCCCGCUAUCUCAGUUCCAGAUCUGUCUACCCCACCCAUCACGUCCCCCACGUACAAGCUUGAAGUAACUGCGUACCCGGAGGCUAAAGAUGCCCUUUCGAAUGGCUUAUUGCGUCUGAGGACAGACCACGUCAGCGGGGCCAAAGACCUCGCUACGACGGCAGUAUUUUCAUUGGUGCGCAUUGCAGAAAUUAUCGCGGAGAGACUUAUUGAGGAGAUAAAGCAGGAUGAGGCGCAGACACACGGGGGUAAGUUGCACGGUUCGCCUCACUCGGCGGUGGAGACAUGGUGGGAGUCGUGUCGGAAGGCUGGGUGGAUCCUUUCUAAAUACGGGCGACCGAGUAUGAAUGCGGCGAUUACAAAUGCAAUUGUCAAGGUGUUGGAUAGGAGCAGGCUGGGACUGGCACGGCUGGAUGAAGAGAUGGUUAGCGAUCGAUGUGGGGCAUGCGGGUUGAAGAGGAAGGUGUCCGGAGCGGAUGGUGACGGGGGGGAGCAGGCUGAAGCUCAAGAACGAUGUAUUAGGAUGGGUGUUGAGAGGAUGCAUGCUUAUUUGAUGGAGAGGAAUGAGGAUGCCACACGGACGCACAUUGCCGUGGCGUUACGGCGGUUUUUAUAUGAGAAAGGUACUGUCCAGGAUCAGAGACGAGUGGUGAAGAUCUUGACCCUAAGCUCCAGUGCAACGGUUGUUAAUGCGUUGGCGACGGUGUUGGAGACGGAGAGCAAGGAGAGCGGGGAUAGAGGGUUGAAUAUUCAGUUGAAGGUCAUGGAAUCUCGACCGCUCUGCGAAGGGGUAGACUUUGCCAAAGAGCUCGUACACCGCGCAGGAGACGUCGGGGCCACAGAUCGGCUGCAUAUAGAGAUCGCAUCGGAUUCUAGCGUUGCAAUCCUAGCGAGAGACGUUGAUGCUGUUCUACUGGGAGCUGAUCGGAUAUCUGACAACGGCAAUGUGAGCAACAAGACUGGUAGUUUACCUGCUGUUCUUUGUGCGAAAAUGUUGUCAGAUAAGGUGUCUGUCGUCGUAGUAUCUGAUCUCGAUAAAAUUUCCACGCCGGGAGCAAUGGAGACGUAUAGAGAGGAAGAGAAUGACGUACGAGAGCUGGAGUGCCUAUGGGACCAGCAUCCUGGCAGAACCGUGAAGCCGGCCUCAUGGCGCACAAUAGUGGAGGCUCGAAACGUGUACUUUGAGUGGGUCCCCGCAAAAUAUAUCGAUCGCUAUAUCUGCGAGACAGGUAUCCUAGAUCUCAACGGGAUUAGAGAGCAAUCUGAAAAGGCCCAACGUGUGGAACGACAAUUGUUUGGCUGUUUCCCCUAA